Molecule: messenger RNA, 8077 nt
Organism: Oncorhynchus nerka (sockeye salmon)
Lineage: Eukaryota; Metazoa; Chordata; Actinopteri; Salmoniformes; Salmonidae
Product: coiled-coil domain-containing protein 124-like
Exons: 5
Coding region: 5635-6312 (225 amino acids)
Biological process (GO): transcription by RNA polymerase II
Cellular component (GO): nucleus
Molecular function (GO): transcription coactivator activity
Source: RefSeq, a predicted model, not a curated record
UUACAUUGGUUAAUAGUCAAUUGCCACGAAUUCAGACUCUGUGAAUUUUUUUAUUUGUUCAUCUUUGCUAGCUAACUUUAGCUUAGUAGCUAGCUAACGUUAGCUAAACAGCGCGUUAUGCAAGUUGGCCAGCCGUUGUAUUUAUAUGUUGGGUAAAUACAUAACUCGUGUGACUCAGGUAUCUAACGUUUGGCUUAGUUUGUUAACGUUAUCAUGCUAUAGUUGACAUAUAGAGCUUCUAGCUAUAUCAACUAGCCAUUGGUAGCCGAUGACAUGUUUACAUUUUAGCAGAUGCUCUUAGCAGCACCCAAGCCGACUUACAGCAAUGAGUGGAUCUAUUUUUGUACCGUUUCGUACUGGUCCCCCGUGGGACUCGAACCCACAACCCUGGCAUUGCAAGUUCCAUGCUCUACCAACUGAGCCACAAAGACCGUGACGUUGCAGGUGCCUAACUAUGGGCGCAUUCGUAAAUUCACUCUGACUAUCUUCUUCGAUUUCAGAGCACUCUCGUCUGUGUGCGAGAGCGCAGAAUAACUGAUGAAUUUACGAACGCUCAACACUCGUUGAAUAUGGCCGGUGUCAGUAAACGUCGGCAAAAAGGUGUAAUUAAAUGGUUGCCAACUGCAGAGUUAAUCACCAACGCUCCGAAUAACAUGAAAACAACCUAAUCCGCUCUACUAGGACGAGUAAAAUAGUCAGUGAGGUGUUCUCUCAUUUGUGUCUGGAAGUAGCAAGCAAACCUCGCCAACGUUAGCCAGUUAGCUUGGGUGCUUGACUGCGGUUGAGGUCAGAACGAUCGGAUCAACCAUACUGACACCAGCCAUAAUCACCUGAUGUUGAGCGUCCGUAAAUUGCAUCACUUAUUCUGCGUUCUGGCACACCCAAAUGAGUGUUCUGAAAUCGGAGAAGAUAGCCAUAUUAGCCCUAUUGUUGGUAAAUUAACUCUGGAGUGCCAGAGAGCGCGUUCAGAGUUUCGCACUCUGAACGCUCUGGCCGAGGAGUAGGGUUGAUCAGAGUGUUCUGACCUCACAACGGCAGUCAAGCACCCAAGCUAACAGGCCAAAGUGGUUAGAGCGUUGGGCCAAAAUCAAAUCAAACUUUAUUUGCCACAUGCGCCGAAUACAACAAGUGUAGACUUUACCUUGAAAUGCUUACUUACAAGCCCUUAACCAACAGUGCAGUUCAAGAAGAAGACAAUAUUUACUAAGUCGGCUAAAAUAAAAACAAGAAUAAUAAAAAGUAACACAAUAAGAAUAACAAUACUAUAUACAGGGGGCACCGGUACCGAGUCUGUGUGCGGGGGUACAGGCUAGUUGAGGUAAUCUGUACAUGUAGGUGGGGGUGAAGUGACUCAUCAUAUGUAAGAACCAAACAGUGAGUAGCAGCAGUGUACAAAAGGGGGAGGGUCGUCAAUGUAAUUUGUCCGGUGGUGAUUUUAUGAAUUGUUCAGCAGUCUUAUGGCUUGGGGGUAGAAGCUGUUGAGAAGCCUUUGGUUCUAGACUUGGCGCUCCGGUACUGCUUGCCGUGCGGUAGAAGAGAACUGUCUAUAAGGUACAAAUUUGUCGUCAGGGGCAGUCAUUGAUUAUAAGAAUUUGUUCUUAACCGACUUGCCUGGUAAAAUAAAAACAUAUAUAGGUCCUGGAUGACAGGAAGCUUGGCCCCAGUGAUGUACUGGGUGGUUCAGAGGAAAGCCCAUAAAACUAUUCGCCGAGCAGUUGCAAUACCAGGCGGUGACAUAACCGGGCAGGAUGUUCUUGAUGUAUAAUUCUUUGAGGAUCUGGGACCCAUGCCAAAUCUUUUCAGUCUCCUGAGGGGGGAAAAGGUUUUGUCGUGCCCUCUUUAUGACUGUCUUGGUAUGUUUGGACUAGAGGUCGACCGAUUAAUCGGAAUGGCCGAUUUAAUUAUGGGCCGAUUUCAAGUUUUCAUAACAAUCUGUAUUUUUGAGAGCCGAUUUGCCAAUUUUUAAAUUUAUAUAUUUAUUUAUACCUUUAUUUAACAAGGCAAGUCAGUAAAGAAUACAUUCUUAUUUUCAAUGACGGCCUAGGAACGGUGGGCUAACUGCCUCGUUCAGGGGCAGAACGACAGAUUUUCACCGUGUCAGCUCGGGGGAUCCAAUCUUGCAACCUUACAUUUAACUAGUCCAACGCAAUAACGACCUGCCUCUCUUGUUGCACUCCACAAGGAGACUGCCUGUUACGCGAAUGCAGUAAGCCAAGGUAAGUUGCUAGCUAGCAUUAAACUUAUCUUAUAAAAAACAAUCAAUCAUAAUCACUAGUUAACUACACAUGGUUGAUGAUCUUAUCUAGUGUGUCCUGCAUUGCAUAUAAUCUGACUGAACAUACAAGUAUCUGACUGAGCAGGGGUAUGCAGAAGCAGGCGCGUAAACAUUAACUCAAACAGCACUUUUGUGCGUUUUGCCAGCAGCUCUUUGUUGUGCGUCAAGCAUUGCGCUGUUUAUGACUUCAAGCCUAUCAACUCCUGAGAUGAGGCUGGUGUAACCGAAGUGAAAUGUCUAGCUAGUUAGCGCGCGCUAAUAGCGUUUCAAACGUCACUCGCUCUGAGCCUUCUAGUAGUUGUCCCCCUUGCUCUACAUGGGUAAUGCUGCUUCGAUGGUGGCUGUUGUCAUUGUGUUGCUGGUUCGAGCCCAGGGUGGAGCGAGGAGAGGGACGGAAGCUAUACUGUUACACUGGCAAUACUAAAGUGCCUAUAAGAACAUCCAAUAGUCAAAGCUUAAUGAAAUACAAAUGGUAUAGAGGGAAAUAGUCCUAUAAUAACUACAACCUAAAACUUCUUACCUGGGAAUAUUGAAGACUCAUGUUAAAAGGAACCACCAGUUUUCAUAUGUUCUCAUGUUCUGAGCAAGGAACUGAAACGUUAGCUUUCUUACAUAGCACAUAUUGCACUUUUACUUUCUUUUCCAACACUUUGGUUUUGCAUUAUUUAAACUAAAUUGAACAUGUUUUAUUAUUUACUUGAGGUUAAAUUGAUUUUAUUAUAUUAAGUUAAAAUAAAUGUUCAUUCAGUAUUGUUGUAAUUGCCAUUAUUACAAAUACAUUUUAAAAAAUUGUCCGAUUAAUCGGUAUUGGCUUAGUUGGUCCUCCAAUAAAGUCCUGCCACAUCUGACGAGCGUCAGAGCCGGUGUAGUAGGAUUAAAUUUUAAUCCUGUAUUGACGCUUUUCUUGAUUGAUGGUAUGUCCGAGGGCAUAGUGGUAUUUCUUAUAAGUGUCCGGAUUAGUCUCCCACUCCUUGAAAGCGGCUGCUCUAGCAUUUAGCUCGAUGCGGAUGCUGCAUGUAAUCCAUGGCUUAUGGUUAGAAUAUGUACGUACAGUCACUGUGGGGACGACGUCAUCAAUGCACUUAUUGAUGAAGCCGAUGACUGAGGUGGUGGGUUCCGCAAUGCCAUUGGAUGAAUCCCGCAACACAUUCCAGUCUGUGCUAGCAAAACAGUCCUGUAGUGUAGCACCCACGUCAUCUGACCACUUCCGUAUUGAGCGGGUUACUGGUACUUCCUGCUUUAGUUUAUGCUUGUAAGCAGGAAUCAUGAGGAUAGAAUUAUGGUCAGAUUUGCCAAAUGGAGGUCGGGGAAGAGCUUUCUAUGCAUCUCUGUGUGUGGAGUAAAGGUGGUCUAGGAUCCCCCUGGUUACACAAAAUUUGGUAAAACUGAUUUAAGUUUGCCUGCAUUUAAGUCCCCGGCCACUAGGAGCGCCGCUUCUUGGUGAGCAUUUUCUUCUUUGCUUAUGUCCUUAUAGAGUUGGUUGAGAGCGGUCUUAGUGCCAGCUUCGUUUUGUGGUGGUAAAUAGACGGCUACGAAUAAUACAGAUGAGAACUCUCUUGGUAGAUAAUGUGGUCUGCAGCUUAUCAUAAGGUACUCUACCUCAGGCGAGCAAUACCUCGAGACUUCUUUAAUAUUAGACAUCGCGCACCAGCUGUUAUUGACAAAAAGACACACACCCCCACCCCGCGUCUUACCAGCGGUAGCGUCUCUGUUUUGCCGGUGCAUGGAAAAUCCUGCUAGCUCUAUGUUGUCCGUAUCUUCGUUCAGCCACGUCUCGGUGAAACAUAAGAUGUUACAGUUUUUAAUGUCCCGUUGGUAGGAUAAUCUUAAUAGUAGGUAAUCAAUUUCAUUUUCCAAUGAUUGCACGUUAACAAGAAGCAUGGAAGGCAUUGGGAUCCCCGAUCUGGGUCCCCUUUUCCGGCGUCUUCAUGCAAAAAGUGUGGAUCUGGGCCUGUUCCAAUGAAAGCAGGAUAUCCUUCUCAUCGUACCCGUUAACCUCUAGUGACACCCCAUCCCGUCUAUUUACCACCACAAAACGAAGUUGUCAUGAUCUGACACUAAUUAGCAUAACGCAACGGACAUAAAUAUUACUAGAAAAUAUUCAUAUUCAUGAAAAUCCCAAGUUAAAUAUAUUGAGACACAGCUUAGCCCUUUGUUAAUCACCCUGUCAUCUCAGAUUUUCAAAAUAUGCUUUACAGCCAAAGCUAGACAAGCAUUUGUGUAAGUUUAUCGAUAGCCUAGCAUAGCAUUUUGUCCAGCUAGCAGCAGGUAACUUGGUCACGGAAAUCAGAAAAGCAAUCAAAUUAAAUCGUUUACCUUUGAUGAGCUUCGGAUGUUUUCACUCACGAGACUCCCAGUUAGAUAGCAAAUGUUCCUUUUUUCCAAAAAUAUUAUUUUUGUAGACGAAAUAGCUCCGUUUGUUCUGGCUGAGAAAUCGCCUGGAAAUUGCAGUCACGAAAACGGUGAAAAAUAUUCCAAAUUAGCUCCAUAAUAUCGACAGAAACAUGGCAAACGUUGUUUAUAAUCAAUCCUCAAGGUGUUCUAUUAUCUAUUCGAUAAUAUAUCCAUCGGGACAAUUCGUUUUUCAGUAGGACCGAUUGGAGUAAUGGCUACCUCUGUAUUUUACGCGAGCAUCAGGUGACCACUUGCGCAAUGUAGCCGCCUACGGGUAUUCUUCAACAUAAAUGCGUAAAACUACGUCACAAUGCUGUAGAGAAAGAGUAAUCUGGUUGAUAGCCCAUUCACUGCUCAAUAGGGACACAUUGGUACGCAGCGCUUUCAAAACAUGAGGCCCUUCCGGAUUGGAUUUUUCUCAGGCUUUCGCCUGCAACAUUAGUUCUGUUAUACUCAUAGACAAUAUUUUUACAGUUUUGGAAACUUUAGAGUGUUCUCUAUCCUAAGCUGUCAAUUAUAUGCAUAUUCUAGCAUCUUGUCCUGACAAAAUAUCCCGUUUAUUAAAUGAAAAUACUGCCACCUAGUCACAAAAGGUUAAAGGAAAAAGUUUCUUCCAGUCCGCAGUGAGUACUCGCUUUUCUGAUGUCCAGAAGUUAUUUUCGGUCAUAAGAGACAGUAGCAGCAACAUUAUGUAGACAAUACUUAAAAAAUAAGUUACACAAAACUAAAAAAAGAAAUAACAAAAUAGCAGUCAUUUUUCCAUUUUUGGGAAAGGUUGCUGGAUCGAAUCCCCGAGCUGACAAGGUAAAAAUAUGUUGUUCUGCCCUCGAGCAAGGCAGUUAACCCACUGUUCCUCGGGCACCGAAGACGUUGAUGUCCAUUUAAGGCAUAACCCCCAGCACCUCUCUGAUUGAGGUUAAAUGCAGAAGACACAUUUCAGCUGAAGAAUAGGCCUAGUCUUAGGGAUGCCGAAGAAGUUCCAGGGUGAGAACUCCAAGGCAGUCACUGCCAAGGCCCGCAAGGCAGAGGCCAAAGCAGUGGAAGACGCCCGCAAGAAGAAGGAGCUGGAGGAUGCACUAUGGCAGGAGAACGACAAACAUGUCCUGAAGAAAGAACAGAGGAAGGAUGACAAGGAGAAAAAGCGCCUUGAGGCCCUGGAGCGAAAGAAGGAGAACCAGCGGCUCUUAGAUGAGGAGGCUGCAAAGAUUAAGGGCAAGGCCAAGGAGGCUGCUGCUGCUGCUGCUGUGGUGGCAGGCAAAGUAACUCGGGCCCAGAUUGAGGACAUGCUGCAUGUCGAGCAGCAGCUACAACAGCAUGAGCAACCCAAAGAGAAAGAGAAGAGCCACCUGGAGACGCCCCUGGAGGAGAACGUGAAUCGCAUCAUUCCUGAGGAAGGUGUUGUGGAGGCUAGAACCAUAGAGGAUGCCAUUGCCAUGCUCAGCACGGCUGAAGAGCUCGACCGCCACCCAGAGCGCAGGGUGAAGGCAGCGUUCGCCGCGUUCGAGGAUCUGAACAUGCCCCUUCUUAAAAAAGAGAAUCCCAACAUGCGGCUGUCGCAGCUCAAGCAACAGCUGAAAAAGGAGUGGAUGAAGUCGCCAGAGAACCCCCUGAACCAGCGCUUUGCCAACUACAACACAAAGUGAACCAACUCCAGCAGCAGCUAAAAAAAAACUGUUUACCUAUGCACAUUGGACCUUACGAUGGAAGAUGCCCCCAACCUAUAAUUAUUCCCCCAUUUAUGAAUGUGUUGCUGGAAAAGCUGCAUUCAUUCCCUAGGAAGGACCUCCGAUGCAAGGAAUCACCUUGGGACUUCCGUUUGUUUCGUUCCGAUUUGACAAGGAAAAGCAAACUCCCAACCAAUGUUCCUGAUGAUUUUAUUUUACUGUGCAUGUCCACUUGUGAAGCAUCUCGGCAGUUUAUGGAUUUUAUUCCCACUGUCAGUUUUUGGCACUUAUGUUGAAAAGGGAUUCAAGUAAUUUAUUUCAGUUCACAAUACACUAACAUAUCUAAUUCUUUCUGAGAAUGAGACUACAGGUAUGUGAUCUGCACUCUUGCCUAUCGUAAUCGCCUCCAUUAACCCCCCCGAUGAUGAUAAUAAUAACCCACGUAAGAAAAUAUCAUGACCAGAGCCAGUUGUUGACUUGUUAUGAACUGCCAUUUUGGGCACCAUUGGAAAUGACCACCCCUUUCCCUAUGAUAAAGUGUAUUGUGGCACCUGUUCCCCAUCCUAACAAGGCCUUAUUAGGUGCACCCACUCAAUACAUCAAUACUGUUGUUGCUAAUCCUGGUAUCAUGCAAUAUUAGGUCUGAAUCCUGCAUCUGCUUUCAGGUUACAUUGAAUUGUAUGGAGAUUGUUAUUGCUUUUUUGUAAGUGAAAUUUGAAAAGACUACAAAAAAAUAUUUCAAAUCUCAAAUUCAUGUAAAUCUAAAUACACCCCCCCCCCCCCCCCCCCCUCACUGUAAUGCGGGUUUACGUACCAUUUUCCCACCUUCAUGUUUGAGCGUUUAUGUAGAAAGGCCGUCUAAUUUAUUGAAAGCAUACAGCUCACCACAUCUCUUGUCAGUUGUGUUUUAGGAGCUGCAGCUUAGAAGUGUCUCCUAACGCCCACCACUUCUGUUUCAACAGCACAAUCAUUUAGGGUUUUUCAAAUUCACUGCAUUUUGAUCUACAUUCAUUUCGCCACUUAAAUAGACUUUCAGCCGUGUGCAUAUGCCUUACAUUAGUGCUCGUUUUCAGCCAGGUUUCCGUCUGAAGAGGAUACUGAAAGUGUUUAGCUGUGUUCUGGUUCUCUGUCCUUCUCCCAAAGUGCAGACAGGCAUUUACUGCACUGCUGGAGCUAGAAACAAGUCAUCUGUACGCGACUAAACUCUGAUUUGAAGUGCACACAUGUUCACUCCCUUUCAUAGAUUUAAAAUGAAUAGACGAGUGUAAGGAAUACUUGCACAAAUCCAGUGCUUUUAAACACAAUGGAGUCAACAAGUGCACACUUACAGUAAAAAAGAAGGGAAUUGGAAUUCAUCCAUGUGACAUCUUUUGUUCCCAGUGGUUCCUGAAUUUGACUCUCAUGCUAUGCCACUGGAUGACACUCAGCAGUCUACAUUCACAUCCUCAUCCAUUUAGUUAAUUUCUGAUCUAUAAGAUAUCUUAUCAAUUUUAUAUUUAUAAGGUGGAAUCGGCUGUUGGCAUUUAUACAAGAAUACAGUAUUGUUGUAGCCAUGCCUUUUACUCUGCUACAAUACUGUUAUAGAUGCCAAUACCAGACAGGUGUAAGAAGUUACUGUGGAAUAUAUAUAUAUAUAUAUAUAUAGUCAAAACCCUCUUAUCCAAGUAAAUGCAUAGGUAGUGUUUCUUUUUAGUUCAAAUGAAAGUUGUAACUGAGAGGAUGACCAAUAAAUCUCAUUACCAUA